AAAAAUAUCAAUGAACAACAGUUUAUUUUUAACACGAAAGAAAAUGUCCAUUUAUGGUAUUGUAUAUUUUUCAGAGCUGAGAAGCAUGGGUUAACAAUUGUUUUAGCAGCUGAAGAACAAGAUGGAAACAAGUUCUCGCGGCAAUGUGUACGUGAAGAUAGAUGGACGGUGGGUGAUUGCAACCCUGGGGUAUGACCUAGACACUGAUAAUGCAGCGCAAGUCGUAGCGGGGAAUUCUAGGGACAUCAAAUCCCAAGCAAAUCAGCUUCAACAAAUCAAUCAAAGGGCAGUUUAUAUAAAUAUUGACAACAGGACUGGGUAUCAACCUGAUCUGCCUAUUCUGAGAAAUAUACAAGGCAUUGGCCGACAGAGAAAAACUAAUGAAAGCAUAAGCACUGUUCUACAGAAACUGAACUUUGAAGAAUAUGCUCUGCAGUUCAGAGAAUUUGCCUACUGUUGUGAGUUUUACAGACUGCUAGUGAAGCACAAACUUCACAGACUCAGUGGGACCGUACAGAAACAUGUGUUUGGUGUACUGGAGCAAAUGACAAACGCUGCCAUAUCAAUGGAACUGUUUAUACCCCCACUGAAGCACACCCUGAAGGAAGUGUUGGACAGUAUGACAGAUAAUGAAAACGCCAUGAUAGGAAGUAAAUCAUUGAGGAGGAAACAUCACGAUCUCAUCAACAACUGUCUGGUCAGGAUAUCAAGGUUCCAGUAUACACAGAGAGAAGAUGAUGGGAAGCUUUGUCUUCUUGAUUUACCCAAGGAGUGCCUCAUCAGCAUAAUGAAGAAACUGGAUCAACCCCGGGACAUUGUUAAUGUGGCCUUGACCUGUUCCACCCUGGAGGUCAUUGCCAUGGAUAAUGAAGUUUGGGAAUCCAUGUGUCUUUAUCACUUUAAUGACAAGGCCAUGAGCGAUUAUAUCAGCCAUAUUGAAUACUACAGUGUGGACUGGCUGGAUGUCUUCAAAUUCUGCAGCAAGAAAAUUAAAGCUUUUAAGAGGAUAUAUGGAGAUGAUCUAGUGGUUUGUGAUAACUGUAGAGGCGUGUUCUGGAGGGUGGUGGGCCAUGACUGUCUAAACAAAGAAGAAGCUCCAUCACACACCCUUCUGACUCCAUCUGAUUUCCUAGACCUACUCAAUCUAUAAAUAUACAUGUGGUACAUAAAGACUUACACUUUAGAAGUUCACAGAUUUACAUAUCUCUUUGAAACUUUACAAAUGGCAACACUGACUAUAAGGAAACAUCUGUGUUUAAGCUUAUUUUUGUGGUCUUUAUCUUGAAUGUUUGUAAUAUAAGCAUUUACAUUUUUCCCCAUUGACUUUUGAUUUCACAUAGUGAACACAUAUUUGUUAUUUUUUUAAUGAAUAAAGCAGUAUAUUGGCUGCCUUUUUAAAUAAAUUUACUGAUUGUAUGUUUUUUUUACUUACUUAGACCCUUUGGGACAUAUUUUUUUUUAUAUAAUUUUUUUAUCCUUCAUUAAUUUUUUGGACUUUGUUUUACAGGUACAAUGUACCAAUGUACCAAUCGAUUUUUAUGCUUGUUAAUAUUAUCAAAGAAAAAUUAGCAAAACUAAAAGUAAGAUAUGCUUACAUUUGUUACAAGUCCAUUGUAUAUGGAACAGCAGUUAAUUAAGCUGUACAUAAUGGCCAUUAUACCUGUAUGUAGUGUAAUUUUGUUUGUUUUUGAGUUAUUAAAAAUAAACCAGU
Saccostrea cuccullata (small rock oyster) is the source of this 1711-nucleotide messenger RNA. Its product is annotated as F-box only protein 25-like. Lineage: Eukaryota; Metazoa; Mollusca; Bivalvia; Ostreida; Ostreidae. Gene Ontology annotation, cellular component: cytoplasm; SCF ubiquitin ligase complex; nucleus. Bases 122 to 1150 code for a protein of 342 amino acids. Gene Ontology annotation, molecular function: protein binding. The transcript has 9 exons. Gene Ontology annotation, biological process: protein ubiquitination. The record is from RefSeq and is a predicted model, not a curated record.